This is a messenger RNA of Zea mays, 2036 nucleotides long. RefSeq lists its product as uncharacterized. The transcript has 5 exons. Lineage: Eukaryota; Viridiplantae; Streptophyta; Magnoliopsida; Poales; Poaceae. Gene Ontology annotation, molecular function: double-stranded RNA binding. The record is from RefSeq and is marked validated. The coding region runs from base 201 to 1580 and encodes 459 amino acids.
GGGCGUAUUCCUCUCUCUUUCCUCAACCUCAUCCGAGUGGCUCUCCGUGUGCUGUGGCGGCGGCGGCGCCCGGCUCUGCUCGGACGGACUCCACCGAAGGCUCGGCUCCCCUCGGACUCCACCUGCGACGGCCGGCCCUCUGCCUGCACCGACGGUGCCCGGCUCCCUCGGCAUCCACCAGCGGUGCCCGACUCCAAGAAAUGUACAAGUCACGGCUGCAGGAGCUGUGCCAGAAGCGGCGAUGGGCGCCGCCGUUGUACGAGCCUACCCGAGAGGGUCCUGCCCACGCGCCCCUCUUCCGCGCCACUGUCGUCGUGAAUGGCGAGAGGUUCAGUUCCCGGGAUGAAGGGGAGAAGUCACUCAAGGAGGCGUACAACCUCGCGGCGAUGGCCGCCUUCGACAACCUCAUCGCGCUCCCGGCCGCGGCCCUUGCCCCUGCCCCGGCUGCUCCAGCGCCGCCCUCAUCCGAGACCCAGCUUCCUUACAAGAGUCAGUUACAAAUUUAUGCUCAGAAGCGAGGCAAACUCCUGCCUUCAUAUCGUCCCAUUCAUGGAGGUUCUCUUCAUGCACCUCUAUUUAAGUCAGAAGUAACCAUAGAUGGUCAAACAUUUGAGAGCCCAGAGUACUGUCACACAAUGAAGGAAGCUGAAACAGUUGCUGCAAAAGUUGCUCUGAUGUCCUUACCUCAAGAAGCAAACCCAACACAGCAAUUACUGCUUCCAUCUGUAAACUAUAAGAAUCUUCUACAAGAACUAGUUCAGAAGGAAGGCUUUCCCUUGCCUAUCUAUAAUACAGCCUCGGAUGUCUCGAACUAUUCUGCUGCCUUCGUAUCAACUGUGGAAAUCCAUGGUGUAACUUUUCAUGGAAAGCCAGGGAACACCAAAAAGCAAGCAGAGAUGAAUGCUGCAAAGUCUGCUUUUGAACAUUUCAAAAACAUAAAUCAUGAUGCUGGAUCAUCUGGCUCUGCUAACCCACUUCCUGUUGCCGCUACAAAACAGUCUGUUGAUGGAAACACUCUACGUGCAAAGCUGGAAGUUAACAAAUCACACCUUGCAGAGCCAAGCACAGAAGUUGAAGCAAUAUAUUCAUCUACAGAAGUUGACAAACUGCCACUUCCAGGGCCAAGCAUGGAUAUCGAAGUAAUGGACUCAACUCUUGAAGUUGACAAACUGCCCCUUCCAGAGCGAAGCAUGGAUGUUAAAGUUGUGAAUUCGUCUCUGAAAGUUGACAAACUGCACUUUGCAGAGCCAAUCACAGAAGCUGAAGUGAUCCACUCAUCUCUGCAAGUUGAUGAACCGCUCAUUCCAAAGCCAGGCAUGAGCUCAUCUCUAGAGAACACACCUGCUGUGAAUGGCCACUCAGCCCCCAUAUCCCCAACCAUUACUCCUACUCUAAUAAGCGUGCCAACAGCAACCAUGCCUGUCAGCAAUGACAGAUGCGGUUGCUACAUGUCAACCAACAGAAUCCAAGUCUACCCUCGCCACACUGAUAUGGUUAUCCCGGAAGGCGCGGCCGUGCUUCCCAUCAGCGAUAAUCAGUGGGUAGCUGUCAGCCUACCUUAUUCCAUGGAACAAAGGUGAGACAAACCCAGGGAGACAAAACCAUCCAUAAAUAACUAAAUAUCUUAUGCAAAUAAUAUCUCUGAACCCCACGUUAUAAGUUUACUGGAUUUGGGUUUCAAAAUAAUAUCUCUGGGAUUGCUCACACCGGGAAAAUGCAGGGAUUUCUGUUGCCGUAAUCCGGACUGCCACUUAGGAAGAUAAAAGCAGACAAAAGGAUGGAUGCUUUGUGAUGAUUAUAUAGCUUGUGAUGCUGAGCAUUGCCCGUGAUGUACUAAAAUCUAGUGUAACAAGACUGCCUUGCGCUGGACUACGAUUAGUGUCCCUAAUGCGGAGACUUGUGUGACUCCUAUUGUAUCUAGAUUAAGCUGUACUUGUUUGACUAUGUGCGGAAGUCUUGAGUUACACUCCUAUAGUAGAGGACUUGAACUCUGGAUGGACCAUCCGCAACAUUUAUCAUGAUCAGACUUUUUUCAU